Molecule: messenger RNA, 1488 nt
Organism: Penicillium cataractarum
Lineage: Eukaryota; Fungi; Ascomycota; Eurotiomycetes; Eurotiales; Aspergillaceae
Product: BAR and SH3 domain-containing protein
Exons: 4
Coding region: 1-1488 (495 amino acids)
Biological process (GO): plasma membrane tubulation; actin cortical patch localization; endocytosis
Cellular component (GO): Rvs161p-Rvs167p complex; mating projection tip; medial cortex
Molecular function (GO): lipid binding; protein binding
Source: RefSeq, a predicted model, not a curated record
AUGCAGAGCAUGCAGAGACGUUUCGGUCGAAUGACUGCCACCAAGUCUGCCGACAACAGUCAAGUGGCCGUCCUUUUAAAGGACUUUGAAGAUGCUGAUAACUUGUUUACCAAGCUAAUCAUUUCUCCCUCCAUCCAGAUUAUCGAAUCGACAAAAGCCUGGCGCGAUGCUUGGGUCUCCAUUGCGACCUUCCAGAGUCGCAUGGCCGAUGAAUUCGAUGGACUAUAUGCGCCCAUCGUCGGCUCAUCCGAGACCGAGACGCGCCAUAUUCCCGAGGAAACCCCCCCUGCGCUCCUUUCACGAACGAACAACCUACGACGCGAAUAUGACGAUCUGCGCGUUGAGCUUGUGCAGGAGCUCAAUGUCGUCGAGCUGCGCAUGUCCCAACCCGCGGAGCAAGCGAAGAGCUACCUAGCUCCAAUGAAGAAGGCUAUCAAGAAGCGCAAUGAUAAAAAGUCGGAUGUUGAACGUUUCCAAACCAAAGUCGAUGGCCUCAUCCAUAAACCAAAACGCACCGACCGGGAAAAUGCCAAUCUCGCCAAGGCAGAAGCAGAACUAUCAAUGGCAAAAGAGGUCUACCAACAAGCAGAUCAAGACCUGCUCCAGCGCCUUCCCACUCUUAUCUCACUUCUCUUCUCCCUCGCCCCAUACAUACUUCGGGCCCAGGUCCAGAUUCAGAACCGCAUGUUGGCACACUACUACACGGUUCUCUCCGGCUUCUGCGACGAUGAAGGAUUCCCUAACCCACCGCCCCCAAUGGACCAAGUCGUCCAAGACUGGGAAUCUGUCUACAGGCCCGCCCAAGCCGACGUCGAGAGUCUAAGCUGUCUAGCCCACGGCAAAGCUCUCCGCCUGUCACAGGCCCACGAGGCUCAAAACAAGCGUCCCUCCAUCGGCGGCCGUAGCAUCAGCACUAUCUCAUCGGCUUCAUCCGUCCGCAGUGGCAACAGUUUGCCCCGAUACGCCGUACCACCUGCAAUGCUUGCACCCAAGCCGUGUGCGGCAGAUAUGCGGUCCCCAUCACCAAGCUCAUCAAUGAUGACACCGCCUAUCUCCGUUGGCAGCUCGUCGAGCACGCCGCCACUUCCCUCGGGAGGGGACUCGUACGCGCCUCCUCCUCAGGUAGCUCCAACACCAAGUCCAUACAUCCAACCCGCCGCCCAACCAACGGGUGUCUCAUUCUCGCCUGCAGGCCCGAACAUUGAUCACUUCCAGCUCCACCGCCAGACCACCUCAAGCACCAUCUCCAGCGCUGGAACCGAGCCCUUUGCCAUGGCGGCGCUCAAAAAGAAGAAACCUCCACCACCACCCCGACCCGUGAACUUUGUUACGGCCCUGUACGAUUUUGACGGGCAGGGUGCUGGCGAUCUUGUCUUCCGAGAGGGCGAUCGGAUUCGCGUGAUACAGAAGACGAACAGCACGGAUGACUGGUGGGAAGGCGAGUUACGGGGUGUCCAGGGAGCGUUCCCUGCGAAUUAUGUCAAGUGA